GACAGGAGAAUUUCUUGCGAACCCACCUCGUUCUGUUGAAAAAUUUUGCAUGAAGAGUUUUUUAGUGAAAUGAUUUGGAUUAAAGGCCUGAAAAAUCGUCCCACGAGUUCAUUUUUGCCCAGAUUAUAGUGUAAAAUACAUCCGUAAUGCACCAAGUGUAUUUCCGUGCAACUAUCAUCUGAAUUAGUGCAUUUUCUCUGUACGGAGGAUUUUGACGACUGCAGAAGUUCGCCCCCCUUUCUAAUCCGCAAAAAAUCCUCCUUUUUUCUCCAACAAACUCAUUCCACCUAUUUCCAGCAUCACUCUUCUUCCUACGUGGGCGUUCAGGCCAAAAUCCAAAGGAUAAAAUCAAGUUAGCCUAGGGCUGUCUGUGCAACCUCUGGAGAUCUCUGGGUAAUUUUUCUUUGUGUUGCAUCACGGCAGUUUGUAACAAAGCAAAGUCACAAAGUCGCGGUGAAAGUGAAAUUUUUGGGGCGAACCAGCGGCAAAAGGGAAAACAACACACACACACGAGAGUUCUGUGCAAGAGCUAGGGGGCGAGAAGUGUGAUUCCCAGGAAGUGGGUCAGAAGAUUGUUUUGGAAUUUUAUCAGAGGUGUGUGAUAGAGAGAAGAGCUUAAAGAACAUGGCGUCCAGCAGUAGCAGCUGUUGUGGCACAAAGAAGCAAAAGCUCAACUUUCAAGAGAAAAAGGGGAACAACUACGUUCACCAGAAUGGGCAUGGUGGGAUGACGAAUGGACAUACCAAUGGGGAGUCUCUCAUGGAGAGUAUUGCAUCCCCGGAUAUGUGCUUCUUCUGCUUCGAAGUACUCUACUGCGAGCUCAACAACAUCGAAGGUCCUGCGGAUCCCCAGUUUACCAAUGAGGCGUUUCCAUUGUUUGUGACCUGGAAAAUAGGACGUGACCGCAGACUCCGUGGAUGUAUUGGAACAUUCAGUGCUAUGCACCUACACACAGGUCUCCGAGAAUAUGCAAUAACAAGUGCUCUCAAGGAUUCGAGAUUUUCGCCAAUAACCCGUGAUGAAUUUCCAAGACUGACCGUUUCUGUAUCAAUUCUUCAGGGAUUCGAAGAGGCUCGAGGAUACUUAGAUUGGAUACUGGGUGUUCAUGGUAUCCGGAUUGAAUUCCAAAAUGAGCGUGGAUGUAAGCGCACAGCUACAUAUUUGCCACAAGUGGCAACUGAGCAGGGUUGGGAUCAGACACAGACAAUUGAUUCGCUUUUGCGAAAAGGUGGCUUCCGUGCACAGAUUACACCCGAUAUUCGGCGUGCCAUUAAACUCACACGCUACCGUUCGCAAGAGGUGCACAUGACGUACAACGAGUACCGGGAGAUCCUCGAGAGACAAUCACAUUACGGUAAAGUGCAAUGCUAACCGCAUCCGGGCAGCCUGUCAUCUCUCAUCGUCGCACAGUUGAGAAGAUGGACUUUUCUUAGAGUAAUCGUGAGGUAUUUUUCUCUUGUUAGGGGUAUUUUUAGUUCUUUGCGAUCGUGAUUUUCCUCCUUUUUGUUGAAUGAAAAGCAAUUUCAUGGGAGGAUGGUGGGAGAAAAUCGAUCAUUUCUUCCCCCAAAAAAACAACAGUUUAACUAUACAAAAAAUCCACUAAUUUUUCCGGGCAUGUAGGAUGUUGCUUUAACCCUGACAAUCCGAGCUUUCGAUAAAUAUAAAUAGUAAUAUAUGCAUAUAGGCGCUAAAUUCGUCACAGCUAAUUGUAUAAAUGGAGUAAAAUUGCACUGAUGUAAUUAAUUGUAAAGACGACUUUUAAAGAAAAUUAAAAGUUUUGAAUCAGACAAAA
This is a messenger RNA of Lutzomyia longipalpis, 1792 nucleotides long. RefSeq lists its product as uncharacterized. The coding region runs from base 625 to 1371 and encodes 248 amino acids. NCBI's taxonomy places the organism in Eukaryota, Metazoa, Arthropoda, Insecta, Diptera, Psychodidae. The record is from RefSeq and is a predicted model, not a curated record. The transcript has 4 exons.